This is a messenger RNA of Lepus europaeus (European hare), 2787 nucleotides long. It is a transcript of the gene GPM6A, whose product is annotated as glycoprotein M6A. Gene Ontology annotation, biological process: neuron projection development. Bases 87 to 890 code for a protein of 267 amino acids. NCBI's taxonomy places the organism in Eukaryota, Metazoa, Chordata, Mammalia, Lagomorpha, Leporidae. Gene Ontology annotation, cellular component: plasma membrane; axonal growth cone; filopodium. The record is from RefSeq and is a predicted model, not a curated record. The transcript has 7 exons.
CGAGCGCAGCUUGGAGAACUUGGCCCUGCGCAGCGCCUGGUCCCUUGCACUCCUCUGGGGACCGCUGAGAAGUAGGACCUCGAGCCAUGGGGUGUUUUGAGUGCUGUAUUAAAUGCCUGGGAGGCAUCCCCUAUGCUUCUCUCAUUGCCACCAUCCUGCUCUAUGCUGGGGUUGCCCUGUUCUGUGGCUGUGGUCAUGAAGCACUUUCUGGAACCGUCAACAUUCUGCAAACCUACUUUGAGAUGGCAAGAACUGCUGGAGAUACUCUGGAUGUAUUUACCAUGAUUGACAUCUUUAAGUAUGUGAUCUAUGGCAUCGCAGCUGCAUUCUUUGUGUAUGGCAUUUUGCUGAUGGUGGAAGGUUUCUUCACAACUGGAGCCAUCAAAGAUCUCUAUGGAGAUUUCAAAAUCACCACUUGCGGCAGAUGUGUGAGCGCCUGGUUUAUUAUGCUGACAUACCUUUUCAUGUUGGCUUGGCUGGGAGUCACAGCCUUCACCUCUCUGCCAGUUUACAUGUACUUCAAUCUGUGGACCAUCUGCCGAAACACUACAUUAGUGGAAGGAGCAAAUCUCUGCUUGGAUCUUCGUCAGUUUGGGAUUGUGACAAUCGGAGAGGAAAAGAAAAUUUGCACUGUCUCUGAGAAUUUCUUGAGGAUGUGUGAGUCUACUGAGCUGAACAUGACCUUCCACUUGUUUAUUGUGGCACUUGCUGGAGCUGGGGCAGCAGUUAUUGCUAUGGUUCACUAUCUUAUGGUUCUGUCUGCCAACUGGGCCUACGUGAAAGAUGCCUGUCGGAUGCAGAAGUAUGAGGAUAUCAAGUCCAAGGAGGAGCAAGAGCUUCAUGACAUUCAUUCUACUCGCUCCAAAGAGCGGCUCAAUGCAUACACAUAAAUACAUCUUUCUGUUCUUUCUACCAUUUGAAUGCAUUGGUGUUUAACUAAGGGCCAUCCAACCAUCCAACCUUUGAAAAACAAAAGUGAAAGUGCUUCUCAUCAAUGAUGUGUAGGGUGACUUAUGAAUCACCCGAAUCCAAUUCUUUGUUGUUUAGCACUUAAUUUCCUAAUCUGUUAAAUUGGUGUUAUCAGAUCUCUUCUACAAGCUCCUAUCCAGCCUUUUUUUUGUUUUAAAAUUUCUCAAACUCAUUUAAUAGUUCUGUAAGAUCAAAAACACUAACAUUGUCAAUUGAAAGAUUUGUUUUUUAACAAUUUCCCAUGUGUUAUACAUAACACAUUUUGCAUUAUUUCUUAUGCUUUGAAAUGAAAAUAGCUUUUUAUACUUUUUAGUUUUGAUUUCGGUAACUAGUUUAACUACAGGUAACCUUCAAAGGGACCAUUGUACAUUUUGAAUAUUAGACAGAGAUACCAUCAUGAUGACUCUUGUUGAAAUAAGGAAAUCUUGUCUGGAAAUCAGUGGCCACAUUGCUAUAUAGGCCCUGGUUAAUGUUUUCAUCAAUCUAAGGUGCAAUUUCUAAAUUUAUAAGAGUAGGUUAAAAAAAGUGCUUCUUAUCUUUGUUAACAUUGUAUUUUUUCUUGAUGUACUUCAAUGGUAUUUCUCUCUGAUUACUCAUAUUUAUGUUGUGAGCAUGUAGAAACAGUGAUGCUAAUGCAUGGCUAGUUGCCUUUAUAAGAUUGUGACAUCAGGCUUACCUUUUAAAGUUUAGAAUAGAGACAAUUUUAAUGGAAAUAAUUACUGUGGACUAUUGGAGAAUGAUCUUUUUGUGAUUUAAGCAGUGGCUGGAUUGGAACUUUUAAUAUGCUAAUGUGGAAAAUAAUUACCUUUAUGAAGGUGGUAUAUUAAAAAUAAGCACACUAACCCCUCAGAACUCUUUUUACCUACUUUAAAAAAUUUUAAUGGAUUGCACCUCUGUAAACUAUUCCUAAAAUGUGUAUGAUAUAUUUGAAAAGGCUUCCAUUAAUAUAAUAGCUUUGCUUGCAAUCUUCCAAUCUAUGUCGGUUUACCUGUAGCAUUUUCUAAACUGUGGUCAGCGGCCACUAUAGAAUGUACUGUUUGGAAGUGUAGUGAUAUAUUUGUGUUUUUAUUUUAAGUAGGUCAUUUAACCGAAUGUUCAUUCAUAGUCAUUUAUAAAAAGUACCUGUAUCAAAGGAAUUUUUAAAAAAAAUCAGUAUUAUUGGACCAAAUCUGGUGUUUGUUUUAACCUUCACUCUUCCUUUGAUUAUUUCUAAUGCUACAAGAAUGCUGUAAGUGUCUUUAAAAUGAUGUAGCCUGACAAGACAUUUUUGUCAGUGUAUAAAGCUAGGUAGUGUUGUGCACUGAUUUGACCAUUGUGAAAUCCUUUCUCAGUGUAAGUGCAUUUCUAAUAAACUUUAUUGAGUGAAACAAUCUUUGUACAACUACUAAUCAUGCAUCAUCAGUGAUUUUACAAGUUCUUGUAGUAGAUAGGGGGUAUUACUAGAGUUAUCUGUGGCAUGAUUAUGCAUUCUGUAGGAUUAAUUAAUUUGGGGUUCAUUUUGCUUCAUUUUUACACUUAGAUUAUCUUACUGGUUCAACAUUUUUCUGACAUAUGCAGUAUUACAGAUAUUCAGCAAAAGUAUUAAUGGGCUCUUUAAAUUCUAUACUAUAGUGUUUCAGUUCUGUGUCUCUACAGUUUGUGAUGAUUUUUAAAACUGUCUCCUAAAUUCAUGUAAUGAUGUUGACACUUUUGGCUUUUAUUUCUAGUAUUAGAGUUUGUAUUUUCACAGAGUGCUUUGUAGCAGGCAUUACAAUUAAUCUGUUUUGUACAUAAAUGUGCCAACAGCUUGAUGGUGGCGUUUUUGAAAUGUAGAACAAA